AAAAGCUGCAGGUCUUACUUAGUAAAGCAGUUGAUAGAUGAAAAGACUUCCCGUGAGGAGCAAGAAAAGAAAAACAGGGAGAUAAUUCUUGUUAUGCAUAUGUUUAAUCACAGGAACAUGAUUACUUUUGUGGAUGCUAAUAAUUUUUGAGCUGCGAAUACCCAUUAUACAAAGGGUUGAGCAGCAUCCUUUUGCAGGUAGGGCUACAGAAGAUGCAAACUGCCACCUCUCGAAGUUUGUGGAGAUUGCAAACACUCUGAAAUUGAAUAGUGUCACCGACGACACCAUUAGGGUAAGACUCUUUCCCUUUUCGUUAAUUGAUUCUGCUAAAGAGUGGUUUGAGUGUCUACCUACAGAGCAAGUCUCCACGUGGAAGGAUAUAGUGGCAGCAUUCAUCGACCAGUACUAUCCGCCGGGCACUAUUCUGAAGUUGAAGAGUGAAAUCUUCGAGUUCAUACAAGGCCACGACGAGCCUCUCUACGAGGCCAUUGCUCAUUUCAAGGGCCUCCUCCGCAAGUGCCCCAACCACGGUUUCACCGUGGACCAUCAGGUUUUGGUUGGAUCUGGGUGAUCGGAGUCUGUUUGUUGAUGAAUCGGAGAGUUGAGUUCGCUGGUGUUGUGGAGAUGUUUGUGCUUGUUUGAAUUCGGAGUUGAUCGGAACAGAUCUGUGAAAACCGGGGUUAUAGAGUCGAUUUUGUCUGUUGUUGGGUUCAGAUCGCUUGGAUCCGGAGUGGAUUAAGCAUCCAACAUGAAUCUGAGCAAGAUUGAUUAAAUUUCAUGCCUAGUUUAUGUGUUUUCAUUUUA
Molecule: messenger RNA, 804 nt
Organism: Salvia splendens (bonfire salvia)
Lineage: Eukaryota; Viridiplantae; Streptophyta; Magnoliopsida; Lamiales; Lamiaceae
Exons: 2
Coding region: 134-571 (145 amino acids)
Source: RefSeq, a predicted model, not a curated record